Eimeria acervulina is the source of this 3483-nucleotide messenger RNA. RefSeq lists its product as hypothetical. Gene Ontology annotation, cellular component: SWI/SNF complex; nucleus. The transcript has 6 exons. Gene Ontology annotation, biological process: regulation of transcription by RNA polymerase II. The record is from RefSeq and is a predicted model, not a curated record. Gene Ontology annotation, molecular function: transcription coregulator activity. The coding region runs from base 1 to 3483 and encodes 1160 amino acids. Lineage: Eukaryota; Apicomplexa; Conoidasida; Eucoccidiorida; Eimeriidae.
AUGUGCGCAACGAGUUCAAAGACAUUGCUGCAGCGGGAGCAGCAGCAGCUGCUGCUGCGUCUGCUGCUGCUGCUCGUGUUCAUGCUGCUGCUGCUGCUACCUGCAGCAGACAGCAGAACAGUAGCUGCUUCAAGAGGCUCUGCUGCUGCAGCAGCUAUACCCUCAAGCAGCAGCUGUGGGGCCCCCAGGGGGCCUCCCUAUGGAGGCCCCUGCAGCCGCAUCGCAUUUAUGAGAGCAAAGAGCAGCAAAGAAUCAAAGAACAAUGUCUCUUUAAACGCGCAGCAGCAGCAGCAGCAGCAGCAACAGCAGCAGCAGCAGCAGGAAGGCAGCGAGAAGAACGAGCAGACAGAGGGUGCAGAGUUGGGAGGCUCAUCAGCAGCAGCAUCAUCUGCUGCAGCAGAAGCAGCAGCAACAACAGCAGCAGCAGAUGCAGCAGCUUCACCUACAGCAUCAGCAGCAGCAGGAGAGGGGUUUGCUGCUGCAGCAGCUCCUUCUGAUACGGGUCCUCGUGUUGCAGUAGAGUGUCUGUACAUCUCCAACAGCAGUUUGCUUCCUGCUGCAGCAGCAGCAGCACUUUCUGCUGAGGCCCUGCAGGCGUACGGAGACAGACGAGAUAGCCUUUAUUUGCUGUCUCCUUCAGGGCUUGCUGCUGCAUGCAACUACUUUAAAGCAGCAGCGCAGCAACUCUAUCAACGUGAGGGGUAUGUGCUGGCGUCAGUAGAGAUAGCCCCACACCAGCAGCACCUGCUGCAGCCGCAGCAGCAGCAGCAGCAGCAACAGCAGCAGCAGCAACAGCAGCAGCAGCAACAACAGCAACAGCAACAGCAGCAGCAGCAACAACAGCAACAGCAACAGCAGCAGCAGCAGCCCUUGAGAGUAGAAUUCAGGGCUAAAGAACCCCGGCUGGGCCCCACACCUCUCGUUGUACACUUCGAGGGAGACACCGCAGAGCAGCAGCAGCAGCAGCAGCAGCAAGAAGGAGCAACAGCAGCAGCAGCAGCAGCAGCAGCAAAGCCGAGAGCAGCAGGGAGAACAAAGACAGACACAUUGCGCAGGUUUUUAAAUUUAAAGGCGGGGAGACACCUCAAGUGGACCCCACAGAAAUGGAACGCCAUACUGCAAAGCGGUUUAUUUGAGGAGGCCUCAGCAGUAGCGGUGCUGCAGGGUGACGACAGCGCACAGGUGGUGCUGCGGCUGAAGGAAGCAGCAACGAAAAGCUUCUACCCAGGGUUUUCUUUUGAGGGGACACCUAAGCGAGGUGUAGCGGAGUGUAUAUACAGCGACCGAAACAUCGGUGGUUUAGGCUGGGCCCUCAAAGGGGUUUUAAAGAAAACCUUUGGGGGCCCCUUCAGCAGCAGCAGCAGCAGCAGCAGCAGCAGCAGCAGCAGCAGUGCAGCAGAAGUGUCUCUUUCUAACAGCACAUUGAGGCGCCCAGCGGGUCUUUCUGUUUCUACUUUGUCGUUGUCUGAGCGCAACUGGGCCUCCGCUUCUUCUUCAUUAAAUUUGUCUCCUUUAAAGAGGAGACAGACAAAUAUAUCUUUUGUUCACGAGCUGCCGCUUGCUGCAGCAGCAGCAGCACCAGCAGCACCAGCUGCAGCAGCAGCAGCAGCAGCAAAGCUGUCUCCUCCCCACGACAGCUUUAUCAAAGGGACGGUGGAGCUGAGGGCCUCUCGCCAUGUGUCUCUUCUGUCUCCUUCUAAGAGACAGCCUCUAAAGGAGACAGCUGCUGCUGUCUCUCUGAAGAGUUUGAGGGGUCAUACAAAAGCAGCUGUUAUAGGGGGGCCCCCUGCGCUUUCUGCUGCUGCUGCUGCUGCAGCAGCAGCAGCAGCAGCAGCUGAUCCGCAGCAGAUAGAGGCCCCCAUAGGCCAUGAUACAGCAAAAGCUACUGUCUCCUUUGCUGCCGCAAGGAGACAGACAGCACACCCUCAAUUUAUGAGCACACCCUUUGAAGUGUCUCUACACCUCAGCAGCGGAGUGGGUGUUGCUGUACCUCUUACCUCUGCUUCUCUCUCUGCAGCAGCAGCAGCAGCAGCAGCUCAAGAGGGCCUCUGGGGGCCUCUAGGGCCCCCCUCUUCAGCGUCGUUGCCUGCUGCUGCUGCACCAGCAGCAGCAGCAGCAGCAGCCACAGAAGCAGCAGCAGCAAAUGGAGGCUCUUUAAAGAAGCACUGCAUGAGGCAGCGUCUCUGGGGGGCCUCCCGUUGGGCUCGGGAUGCUUGUCGUGCUGCAGCAGCAGCAGCAGCAGCUGCUGCUGCUGCAGCAGCAGCAACAGCAACAGAAACUGUCCUUGAGCGGGUGCCGUUUGCCGGUGCUGCGCUUCUGCAGCAGCUGCAGCAGCAGCAGCAGCAGAAAUCCCCGCAGCAGCAACAGCAGCAGCAGCAGCAGAGUUCUUCUUCUGCUGCUCAGUUGUUUGUGCGGCUGGAUGCGAAGGGGUCUCUUAGCAUAACCCCUUACAUGUUUAUAAAAGGAGACACUUCUGCUGCUGCUGCUGCUGCUGCUGAGAGCCCAUCGAAGUACCUCCUUUUGCGGCGUCUCCUUCGCUGCAUUGAUUUUAAGGGUCUCUGUAUGCAAACAACUUGGGGGGCGCAUCUCUUCUUAGGGGCCCCCAUGCUGCAGCAGCUGCAGCAGCAUCUGCAGCAGCAGCUCUUGCGGAAGCGCAAGGAAGGAGGGCUGCAAGCAGCUGCAGCAGCAGCAAGAGCAGCAGCAGCAGCAGCUGCUGCUGCUGCUGCUCAAGGCCCACCUGGUGAGGUCCCCACACUGGAGGGAGAAGGCAUGCCGAGGGGUCUAGAGAGAUUUGCUGCUGCUGCUCCUGCUGCUGCUGCUGCUGCAGCUGCUGCAGCACUAAAAGAACCCCACAUUCUUAUUCUCUCCUCUAGGCAUUCGCUCUCUCUUCCCUUCGUGGUCAGGAGACAGUUGCAUUGGGGACAGAAGGAGACAUCUGUACCUUUGUUUGAACUUAUGCUUUUUGUUGAUGGGAGCAUAAUGCCUCUGUCUGUACACCGCAAAGGAGACACCCCAGGUGCAGCAGCAGCAGCAGGAGCUGGAGCAGCAGCAAAUGUCUCUCCCCACGACCCUCAGGCUGCUGCAGCAGCAGCAGAUGCAACAGAUGCAGCAGCAGCAGCAGCUGCUGCUGCUGCAGAAGCUGAUAUUGGGGCACCUGACGAAGCAGCAGCAGCAGCAGCUGCUGCUGCAGCUGCUGCUGCAGCACCGCAUGCAUUGAACGAGGACCAAGGCGCAGCAGCAGCAGCAGCAGCGCCAGAAGCAGCAGCAGCAGCAGCAGCAGCAGUACCACCGCCAUCACCAUCACCACCAACACCCGCAGCAGCUGCUGUUGCCGCUGCUGCUGCUGCUGCUGCUGCAUACCCCUGGGAAGCAACAGCGGGGUUUGCGCUGCGUCUGCACCCCUUGCUGCUAGGCGUGAGCUGGAACGUUAAAGAUAUUAAACAAGGAAGCAGAUUCUUUAUUCGAUUUAAACAAAACACUUAA